UUUACUGAUAUUGAUAUUUGUUUUGUUUUUUUGCUUUUUUGUCAUUUACUUAGCUUCGCAAAAUGAAGCUCUGUGAAUUCUUAUGGAUCUUUGGAUCCUUUUGUUUAAUUUUAUUACAAUUAUAUUCAUGUCAAAGUUAUUUUACUGAAAAACAAAAGCAGAUAAUUAUUCAACAACAUAAACAACGUCUUGCACAAGAAGCAAUGAAAAUGUUUGAAAAUCAAUUUCAAAUGGAUCCAAUCAAUACGAACAAUAAACAACAAUCGGCUGCAAUGUUCAAUCAGAUGAUCAAUUAUAAAGGCUUGUAUGAAAAUUUAGAUAUAAGAAAUGUAUCGUUGCGAUUGAUUUCAGAUAAAUUUAUCAACGAAAAUCAACCAUUGAUCGGUUUAGAUUAUAAACGUCAUCAUAAUCAUCAUUAUUUGGUGUAUUUUUUCAAUCAUAGUUUCAUUGUAACAACAUUUCAUCUUGAUCAUUUCCAAAAUUUAGUUUAUGAUAAAGAUUCUUCAAUGAAUAACCGGGUUAAAGUGUCAGGACAAUUGAUACAGAUGAAAUUCUAUCGUCAAUAUGAUAGUGAUCAACUCUUUUUAGCUGCUUUGAUUUUUAAUGGUCUUUAUGAAAUACGUUUAUAUGAAGUUCAAGAUGGUGCUCGAAUAAUCGAUAAAGAAUUAUUGCAUACAUUUAAAAUUCAUGAACGUGUUGUUGCUAUCGAUAUUGUUCAUUUUGAUCGAAAUAAAUAUCGUAUUGUUACAUUGAUUGAUUCUGGUUGGAAACAAUUGGAUGAAUUUCAAUUAGAAAUUCAUACCGUUGAUGAUAAAAAUGAUAAUCCGGUAAUUUGUUUGACAGCACAAAAUGCAUUACAUAUCCGUACAUUACGUAUUCAGACACAAGGUUUUAUUGUUGUUUCGAAUACAACACAUUGGGCUGUUUAUCGUUAUCAUGAUCGAAUGACCGAAAUGGUUAAUUUUUUUCGAAUGCAAUAUUUUAUUCGUGAUGUCCAAUUAUUUUCGAAUGGUCAUCGUUAUUAUGUUGGUAUUGCUACUCAUAACGAACAAUAUAUCUAUCAAUGGAAAGAUGGUAAACAAGGUUUUCAAGGUGUAGCUCGUAUGCGUUUGCCCAUUGUUUACAAAAUGAAUUCAAUAACAUUAAGCUAUUCACGUGAAGAUAAUUUUUUCUAUUUUGAUCAAUUAAAUCAAGAUAUUAUCAGAAUUUAUGGUUAUGAUAUAACUAAUUCAGCAUUUUUAUUAUUACGAACAUUGUCUAAAUCAAAAGAUUUAAAAAUGUCAUCGAAUGUUGUUUUCCAUCCAAUCUAUUCUGUUAGUUUUUAUGAUCGUAAUUUUGCAUUCGAAUUAAAACUAACAACAAAAUCGGAAUUAUAUUUUUUCACUUAUGAAACAUUGAUUUCACAUUCUGGUGGGAAAAAUACGAGAAAAACAUCCGAAUCAAAUUUGUACAAUCUUCAACGUUAUAAUAAACAAUUAUAUGAAAGGAAAAUUGAACAAAUGACAAAAAAAGUUUUUCAAUUAGAUCAACAACAAACCAUAUCGAAAUUAGCCGUUAAUCUAACAUUCAAUUUUAAUGUAACAUUUCGUGCUAAUGUUCGUGUUAAACGUUAUCAAAUCAAUGAUGCUAAAAUGGCUAAAAAAAUUUAUAUAAAUCGUCGAGAUUAUGCAAUGAAUGAAUUAAAUAUUGCUUCGAAUAUUAUUAAAAAACAUUUACAACAUAUUGUUUAUCGAAUGGAUCGUUUGAAACAAAAACUUACGAAUGAUGUUGUUUAUCGAAAUCAAAAUGUAAAUAUUAUUGGUCAAAAACAUUUUAUGAAAAGUUUUUCGGCAAGAAAAAUCUAUACGAAACAAGCAUCCGUAACAACAUAUAAUGGAAAAUCAAUCGAUGAAAUUAUGUCAAACAUUUACCGGAUUGGUAAACAUAAUGGUCGACGAAUAAGUGGACGUAAAUUUUUUACAUCUAAUUUUUGGGCCGAUAAAUCCAUUUCAAUAAACAAUGUAAAUAAUGUUGAUUUCAGUGAUUUCCUAUACACUGAUCUUGAUCAAGAUGUUUACGCUAAUUAUUGGUAUCCGAAUCAAAUUUAUGUUGAUAAUUUAUUAAUUUCAAAUUUUAUUGCAUCAAAUAUUUCAUUAUCCGAAGCUAUUUUCAUCAAUCAAGAUGAUUAUCAACAAAUUAUGAUUCGUAAUAAACUUGUAUUCGAUUCGAUUAAUGUUGAUAAUCUUUAUGUCGAUACUAUCGAUAAUAUUCGAAUCGUAGAUUUUCCAAAACAAGUUCUAACAAAACAUCAUUCUGGUUAUCUUCAACAAGUGAAAAUUCCUACAAAAAUAGAUAAAUUAAAAGUUAAAAGUGAUAUUUUUGUCAAAUUUAUUAACGAACAAAAUACAACCGAUUUGUUUGGCAAUAUUAUUCGACGUAAUCAAAACAUUCGAUUUAUAUCGCCAGUUCAAAUUCUUUCCGAUGUAGCAAUGAAUUUUAUCAAUGUUCAAGGAAAAAUUAAUGAUGUUCGUAUUCCGGAUGAUUUGGUUGAUCGUCAUUCCGAACAGAUCAUUCACGGUGUUAAAAGAUUUUCUUCAAUCAAUGUGGACAAUAUAAAUGUAACUUAUUUGAAUCAUUUACAAAUUCCUGUUGAUAUUGUUACAUUAACUGGUGAUAAUGAAAUUAUUGAACGAGAUUUACAAAUUGAUCGUCUUAUAGUGAAUGGAAAUCUUCAUGUAAAUGGUUUAUUUGAUGGUGUAAAUCUAACACAUUUAGAUAGACGUUAUUUAGAUUCAUUUAAAAAUGCUUAUCAAAAUUUAACAUUUUUAAGUCCAGUGAAUGUAACAAAAUUAACAAUAAUAUCUGAACGAAUUAAUGAUAUUGAUUCAUUGGAUCAACUUUAUUCGAAUGUUUAUUUCAAAUCGGAACGUUCAUUGAAAAUUUCAAGUGCUAAAACUAUUGAUAAUAUUUUUCGAUGUAAUGCUCUACAUGCUAAUAUUGUCAAUUCGAAUUCCGUACAAGAUUUUGUUACUUUACAUCAACCGAAACAUUUUUCGAAUAAAGUUAUAUUUAAAAAUGGUACCUAUUUUGAUCAUAUCAAACUCAACAAUAAAAUCGAUAAUGUUUUGGUUGACGAUUUGAUUAACGAUGUUGUUACAUUGACCGGAUUCCAGACGUUGAAUGGAGAUAAAAAUUUUCUGAAUGAAAUACGAAUAUCUGGUCAUUUGAAAAUUGAUGGAAAAAUUAAUGAUCAAUUUUCACCCGAAAAUUGGCUUCGUUAUUCAACAAUGCAAAAUAUUAGUUCACCGAUUAAUUUUGUAGCACCAAUUUAUUGUGGAAUGCUGAUCAUAGAUGGCAAUAUUGAAACUGAAACUGUAAACGGUGAAAAUUUAAAAGAAAAAACAUCCAAUUUAUUAAUGUUAAAUCAACCGAUUAGUUUGAAUGCUUUUGUUCAUUGUAUAAAUUGUUCGGCUUCAAAUAUUCAGACAACCUUUAUAAAUGGUAAAAAUUUUAUAGAAUUUUCCGAAAAUUAUCUUUCGAAAUCAAAAUAUCAAGUGAUUAAUGGUUCAAAAAAUUUUAUCGCUUUACAAAGAUUUCGUAAUAUCCGUAGUACGAAAACUGUUGCCGGAAUCGAUUUAAAAACAUUAAAAUAUCAAGCUAUAACUAAUAAUGGUUAUAAUAUUAUUACUAGGCCGGUUAUUAUUCAUGGAAAUUUGACCAUCCAACAAGGACAGCUUUUCGUUCGACAAUGGAAUGGAAUAAAUUUUGAAAGUUUCAUUCAUGAAUUAGUACUUCGAAAUAUUAAUGAAAAAAUUCAAAUUCAAGGUGAUAUUAUUUAUUAUGGUAAUGUUGAUUUAAUGGCCGAUAUUCAUGUUUAUAAAUUAAAUAAUUACAUACCUGAAGAUGUUAUAAUGACAAACAAUAGAAAUUAUACAAUUUAUAGCGAUGUUAUAUUUAAUGAAAGAUUAAUUGCAUCAAAAAACCUUACAGUAGUGGGUGUAAUUAAUUUAGUUAAUCUUACCGAAUUGAAUACGAAUGUUUUGAAAAAAAAUCAUCAUGGUGAAUUAAUUGUCGAUAAAAAACAUAAUGAUGUAAUUAAUUUUGUCGAUUCGAUUAAAAUUGACGAAAUUAUUAUCGAAGGUAAUGUUGAUAAUCAAACAAUCAAUAAAGAUUCGAUUUUAAUGUCUAAUGGUGAACAAAAUAUUAAAAAAUUAAUUAUCGAUGGUGGGCAAUGGUUUAAUAAAAGUAUAAAUAUUUUAUCAAAUAUUAAUCAUUUGGAUAAAGAUUAUUUGAAGAAAAUUAUUCUGAUUAAUUCACCUGAAGAACAACAUAUUGAUUAUCAUAAAACAUUUGCAAAAAUUAAUGUCAAUGAAAUUUAUCAUGAAAAUGGUUUAAUUAAUUUCAAUGUAAUCAAUUCGAUUGAUAUAAAUCAUUUCAAUUCUACAGCAUUGUAUUCGGAUAAUAAUCAAAUUAUCAAAAAUUAUCCUCAUAUAAAAUUUUCGAACAACAUAACUGUAAACAAUCCACGAUUCAAGAUUUUAGGAUUGAUUAAUAAUGUCGAUAUUGGUGAUGUUGUACGAUUGGAUAGUCAAAGACAAAUUAUUACUGGUAAAAAAAUUUUCGAUUCAAUUGUUUUCAAUGAAAAUAUUGAUGUCGAUGGAUAUUUAAAUGCACAAUUAGAUAUACCAAAAUUGUCUAAACAAAUGUUAUUAGUAUAUGGUAAUCAACAUAUUAAAACACCAAUAACAUUUGUAGCACCAGUUUUUCUAAUGAAUAAUAAUAGUGUUGAUCUAUUGAAUCAAUAUCAUCCCGGUGAUUUGAUUACUCUUUACGGUGAUAAAAUAACCAAUGGUCCAGCGUUGAAUUUCAAUAAUGUUAUUGCUAAAAAAGUUUAUGUACAAAAUCAUCUGGUUAACAAUGUAAAUUUAACCGAUAUUUAUCAACAUGGAUUUAUGGCCGAAUCGUUGGAACAAGAUGAACAAAUUUUUGGUUUUCUUUCCAUUGAUAAAGCACAAUUUAUUGAAAAUAUUACUGUUGAUAAACAUUUAAAUGAUUUGGAUUUAAGUAAAACAAUUGAAUCAAUUGAAUCAAAAUUUGAUUCAAAAAUCGAUGCACAAAAAAUGACACAAAAAUUAUAUGAAUAUCAAUUAUUUAUGAAUGAACAUAAAUAUUAUUAUGAACAAUCCAAUUUGGAAAUUGAUUAUUUUCAUCAAACAAAUCAAAUGUCAUCAAUAUUGAAUGAUUGGACAAUGGAAUCGCUUGAUUUUCAACAACGUUUUAAAAUAUUUAAUGUUUCUGUUACAGCAAAUCUUUUCAAUAGUUUAUAUGAACGUAAACAUUUAUUAUGGCAAUCGAUUAUUGUAAGACAUAGGAUUUUCGUUGCUGAAUUAUGGCCUGCAAAACAAUCUGUUCAGCUAUUUCGAUUAAUCAGUUUUGAACCAAAUAAUGGACAAUCAUUGAUUAUUUUGGAAAAAAAUCUUAAAUCAGGAUCAAAACCAUUCUUGUUUACGAUGGAUCAUUUUAUCUAUGUUAUUUAUUUUGAUUCUAAUCAUCAUCAUAUUGAUGAUUGUUAUGAAAAUCAUGAAACAAAAUUAUUUCGUUUAGAUAUUGAUUAUAAUAGAUCAAAUCAGACACAUGUUUUUAUACAGAAUUUUCAGCUAGAAAAAAUUUCCAAUAUUGGCCAUUAUAUUCAACAUGAAACUACUUUAUAUAAUGUUCAUUAUCUUGUUUUUAAUAUAAUCAAUAUUGAUCCGAUGAUUCGUAUUUAUCAACGGAUUAAAAAUGAUUGUCAUUUUCGUUUGUUUCAAACAAUUCCAUUGGCUGAACCUGUACAUUCGAUUUCAUUGUUCAGUAUGGGCAUAACCAAUUCAUUGAUGGAACCAUUUAUGAUUUUAAUGAGCGAUUCAUAUUUAUACAUCUGGAAACAGGAAGGCAUACAAGGAUUUAUUAAAAAUUGGACGAUCAUCAUUAAAGGUUCCGGACAUCAAACAUCAAAUCGCCGGGUCCAGCCUUUUAUCUAUUCGAAAAAUCGAUUAUUGUUACGUAUACAGAUUACAGCAUGCGAUGAUGAAAUUGUUAAAAAUUCUUACCUUGAAGCACGUUUCAAUUCACAAUUUCAAAUUGAUUAUACUAAUCUCAUUUUGUUUCAACAUGAUUCAGUUUAAACAUUUUUAUAAUUCUUUCAAUUGAAUAAACUUUUUGUUAUUCUA
Molecule: messenger RNA, 6188 nt
Organism: Dermatophagoides pteronyssinus (European house dust mite)
Lineage: Eukaryota; Metazoa; Arthropoda; Arachnida; Sarcoptiformes; Pyroglyphidae
Gene: fs(1)N
Product: female sterile (1) Nasrat
Source: RefSeq, a predicted model, not a curated record